Trypanosoma conorhini is the source of this 3705-nucleotide messenger RNA. Its product is annotated as putative protein kinase. NCBI's taxonomy places the organism in Eukaryota, Euglenozoa, Kinetoplastea, Trypanosomatida, Trypanosomatidae. Gene Ontology annotation, molecular function: protein tyrosine kinase activity; protein serine/threonine kinase activity; ATP binding. The record is from RefSeq and is a predicted model, not a curated record. The coding region runs from base 1 to 3705 and encodes 1234 amino acids. Gene Ontology annotation, cellular component: cytoplasm. Gene Ontology annotation, biological process: peptidyl-threonine phosphorylation; peptidyl-serine phosphorylation. The transcript has a single exon.
AUGUUUAACGCUGGCGGCAUGGAAAAGCGUCGCCUCCAACGUGCGACCAUGGCCGGCUGGCCUCAGUGCUCCCCGCCUGUUGCAGGCAGCAUUGACAAGGGUUGCGCCGCGGAUGCCGCGGCAUGCGGGAAACUUGACCAGCCAGAAGCAGGGAGUCAGGGGGGGAUGGAGGGCAUGUCGCGUAGGGUGGUGAAUUGCCGCUCGCUUUCCAUGGAGGACAUAUCACGCAUGCGGCUGCGAGGCUGCCGCACAAUGGCGUCGACGACCUCAUCUCUCUUCAUGCAGGAAAUGCAAAGACAACAUCCAGGCACAGGUCACUUCUCCCUGACGAGCCACAUGUUGAUGUCAUCGCUCCGUUCCACGUCUCCACUGCCCCCAGAGACUUGGACAUCGCGAUACCACGAGCAUCAAGAGACGGAUUCUCACUUCCCCCAAAGUGGUGGGCGUGAGUCUGAGGAGCUUUUCUUUGGGGGCUCUGCGUUGCGCUGCAUGACGCAUGAUGGCGAAGAAAACGAGGACGAGGUCCUCAGCGUGGCUCACAACAGUGUGGAGACAGAAACCCUUGAUGCGGGGUCUAGUGCGAUUCACACGCUCACGGCGAAUCGUUUGUUGUCCUUCCGGUUGGAAACCUCCCGGACCCCUGACGUGAAUGCUCCCUUCGUUCAACGGAGAUGCGUCUUUCCCCCCUCAAACUCGCCGUAUCUCAGUAGAAGUUCCUCCCACUGGAACAUGACGCCUGGAAGCCAUGCGUUCUCAACGUGGCGGUUUCCAGUGCUUGGGAGGGCGGAGGCGGAUACUUUUUCCCUCCUUUGCCCUGUUGACCCGAGGGGUGCUGGGGAGGAAGAGGGGGCGAAGGAAGCAAAUGGGAACGAGGGGGAGCAGAGGGGACGAGACAGCGGAGACGCGGGCGGCGGCGGGAUAAUGGAGGAAUGCCAGAAAAAUAUCAAGCAAACAGACACCGCACCUCCUACCGUUUUCAGUCCUGAGGAAGUCAAGGAACAAGUGGCUGUUCCCGUCGUUGUUGAAGGUAAAGAUGAUGGGAAUUCUGCUGUAGGGCAACUCUCCAGGACGGGCCAUCAUGACUACAAGGACGAUGCUGGGGGUUGUUGUUUUUUGGAGCCGCAGCAACAAGGCCAAUACCUGAAGCGUCUACGGUUUGUGUAUGCGUUCUACGAUUUGAUAACCCCCGCCGCAGAGGAUGAGGUGGACACGGUCCUUUCGCGAGAUCCUUCGCAAAGCACUGGCCGUCUUGUACCUCCUCAUGCGGGGCUGCCUUGUCCAUCACUUUCAUCGACAAUGAUGGGAGCACCGCCUGGAUAUUACAGUUUGGGGUCUCGGCGCAGUAUGCAGCACCCAAAUAAGCAGGCCGUUCCUAUUGUGUCGCCGCUGCUUAACGGUUCUUUCCUUCACCAUCAUGGCCAACACCUGAGUAGUCUCACACUUACCAUGGAUCCCCAAAUUGUGUUCCUGAUCGAGCGGCGCCCAUUAUUACAGACGACCCUAUUUGUUGAGUUUACCUAUCGCAAAAUUUAUCAGCAGCAGAAGAGGCAGCAGCAGCAGCAGCAGCAGCAGCAGCCACCUGGGAACAGUGAGGGUCGUUCUGGGAAUGGUCCAACGUGGGCUCCAUUCCUUUUUGGGGGAAUACCAAGUCGGGAAGAGCCUCUUGAAACGGAGUCUAACGCGGCUGCUAGUGUGCCGACCAAUGCAGUAGAAAUUGAGUCGCCGGCGGUUCUGAUUGCAGCAGAUAGCGUAACGCAGUCCAGUCCUACUGCGGGGGAGUUGGGUGAACUUGCGCCGAAACUAGUUCUCUCCUCUGCACCGUUGUUGGGGCAAGAGGAAGAACCAGCCACGGUGCAUCGCCGACCGCUAACGCAGUUGCAUUCCUGGAAGAAGAAGGUUCACACCAUCGAUGGGACGACACGUUGUGUGGAUAAUGAGGAGGAUGACCUUGUCGUUUAUGUAGGCAUGAUUAUCAUGGGAUGGUUAGAAGUGGUGGAUCUUUUGGGCGCGGGAACCUUUGGGCAGGUCUUUCUAUGUAAGGACCUACGUAUCUCGGACGGCCACUUUGUGCACCCAAGCGAGAUUGAAGGGGAGGAUUUUCAAUACUGGCAGUGUUCCCAUGAGUAUAUUCCCUUCAGUGAUCCAUCGCUCAUGCCGACGCACUCCCCGCUUGUAGCCGUCAAGAUUGUGAAGAGCCGAGAGUUGUUUGAGCAACAGUCCAUCCUGGAGGCGGAGAUGCUUGUGUACAUUGGAGCACAGACCGCGCCUCAGCCGACGCGUGGUUUUGGGGUGUUAGAGGGGAGCGCACAUCUUCCCUCCGCGCCGGAGCCUCCGGAGUCGGAUCCUCGCUGCAAGCACGUAGCGCACAUUUUUGCGCAUGGAAUAUGUUACGGUCACCAUUGCAUCGUCAUGGAACGUUAUGGCGCGAAUCUUUUUGAGUACGUGCAGAGCCAUGAUUUCAGAGGACUUCCAAUGUACCAAAUUCAGGAAGUUGGACGCAAAAUAUUGUUGGCGUUAACACUCCUUCAUGAGGAGUGCCACGUAGUGCAUGGCGACAUCAAGCCGGAAAAUGUGCUAUUAACGCUUGAUUCAUGUUUUUCUGCCGCCACUGUCCAUGGAACUGCGGCUGCGAACGCCGGAGGGGGGUGUGGGGUCCAGAAGGGUGGUCUUUCUCGUGGUUCAAGGGCGCCGUCCGAGACAUCUCCCGUGCUCUUGGGCCGCCCAGCGAGGGUUAGCUUCAAACAUAACUUAACCGAUGCCUCGACAUCCAACACAAUGGAGUCUCCGUUGCCGGCUCCAGCUCCAUUCCGCACGUACAAUGGUGGCUCCCUUGACAGAAUCCAGAGCUCACCCUAUGACAAGGAGGCCUUGGGGGAGACUGAGCGAGGUGUGGAGGAGGCGGCUAGAGAGGGGCAGGGUUUUAUUAUUCCCUCCUUAAAUAUCAAGAUUAUUGAUUUUAGCAACAGUUUCUACGUGGGUGCAGGCAUCUACACAUAUGUGCAGUCCCGCUACUACCGAGCUCCGGAGGUGAUUGUUGGUGCUGGCUAUGGUCCCCCAAUUGAUGUCUGGUCGACAGGGUGCCUCCUCGCCGAGUUGCUGCUUGGGCUCCCCCUCUUGCCCGGCAGUUCCGACUAUCACCAGCUUUACCUGAUCGAGGAGAUGCUAGGGCCACUUCCCGCGGAGCUGCUUCUGCGGGGAAAGCAAACCGCUGACUACUACCAUGUCGAGGGUGCACAAGCUGAGGGUGGAAGCCCCGUGGGCGGGGAUUCUCCGCAAGCUGACGAGGCCGUUGUAGAAGAGGGCGCUCCCACUUUUAGGCUCUUCCGGGAGGAAGAAUAUUGUGCUCGUCACGAGGACGCCUCUCCUGUGGAGUGGCGGUGCUACUUUCAGUACCGCACGCUUGCGGAGCUGCUGCGGAACUGCAUGCUUAGCAUGGAGGAAAAACGAAUAGCGCUUGGGAGGCUUCCUACGGUGGCGAUGGGCGAAUCCGCUGAGGAUAUGGCACCGCCAGCAGCGGGACAGCAAAGGUCGACAAAGAACAUCGUUGAUGAGAUGAUGCAGCAAAGAUUUUGGCUGUUCGAUUUGCUGAAAAAGAUGCUUCACGGCGACCCAGCCAGAAGGCCAACGGCUCACGAGGCCCUCUCCCACCCGUUCUUUAUGCACACACCAAAUUACAUGAAACCAUAUCGGUUCGCGGCUGAGUAG